UCCCUUCAAGAAAGGCACUCCUACACUGUUACAAGAACGUCAAGUUAUAUGUCUUUAUCCCGGGUCUCGUGGUCGUGUUGAUGUUUUGUUAAUUGUCAUCACUUCGCCAGGAUGAGCAUAUCGUACGGAGGCUUCGAUAAAACGCGCCCAGGAAUGAAAAGACCUCAGAUCAACUUUAACUUGGUCAACAAGGCGAAAAAGCUUUGUCACGAGAACAGCUACAAAGCCAAAUCGGCCAACAUCGAGCAGGAGAGGACCGCCCUACCCAUAUUCAAAGUCAGAAAAAGGCUUUUAUCUGAGCUGGAUAAAAACUCAACUUUGAUAUUAAUCGGUGAGACAGGGAGCGGUAAAACGACACAAAUUCCCCAAUACAUCCAUGAAUUGCGCAUGGAAGGUGAUAGAAAAAUUGCAAUAACUCAGCCUAGAAGAGUUGCUGCAAUCACAGUUGCCAAUCGAGUGGCUUUAGAGGCAAAAACCAGUAUAGGACAGAUAGUCGGGUACUGUGUAAGAUUUGAGGACAACACAUCGGAUAUGACGAAAAUUAAAUACAUGACAGAUGGCAUGCUGUUACGAGAAGCUCUUUUAGAUGAAUAUCUUCUUGCCUAUAACGUAAUAAUUCUUGAUGAAGCUCAUGAACGUACGAUACACACCGAUGUUUUAUUUGGCAUUGUAAAAGCGGCACAAAAGCAAAGGGCUGCCAAAUUGGGCUUAAGGCCGUUGAAGGUCAUCGUUAUGUCUGCGACAAUGGAUGUCGACCAUUUCUGUCAGUAUUUCGAUAAUGCUCCAGCCGUCUAUCUGGAGGGCAGGCAAUACCCAGUUGAAAUCAACCACGCCAUCGAACCUCAGGAUGAUUACAUUUUUUCCUCCCUUGUCACUAUAUUCCAAAUACACAAAGAAGCACCUCCAAAUCAUGAUAUUUUAGUGUUUCUAACUGGCCAAGAGGAAAUAGAAUCAAUGACUGCCAAUAUACGAGCAAUACAAAAAGAUGAAUUGUGUGUUGGACCGAAUAUAAGAGUAUUCCCACUGUACGCGGCAUUGUGCAGCAACAAACAGAUGGAGAUUUUCCAGCCUUGCAAUCCCAAUACGAGGAAAAUAAUACUCAGUACAAACAUAGCCGAGACGUCAGUAACAAUAAGCGGCAUCAAAUAUGUCAUAGAUAGCGGGAUGGUCAAACAGAAAAUACAUCAUCCAGCCACAGGGCUUGAUAUACUCAAAGUUUUGAAUAUUUCACAAGCCCAAGCCUGGCAGAGGACAGGAAGGGCAGGCAGGGAAUCAGAGGGCUUCUGUUACCGAAUUUAUACUAAAGAGGAGUAUGAUGGAAUGUUACCAAAUUCAGUACCUGAAAUUUUAAGGAGUAAUCUAUCCAGCGUUAUAUUACAGUUACUGGCUCUCAAAGUCAAUUUGCUCAAAUUCGACUUCCUCGACAAACCUCCGACAGAAUUAAUAUUCGAAGGACUUGACCUAUUGAAGCUGCUGGAAGCUAUCGACGAUGUAAAAGAUCCAAAUUUAACCGAUUUGGGAAAACAGAUGUCCCUUUUCCCUUUGGAUCCGAGAUACAGUAAAAUUUUGAUUUCUGCAAAAACAUUUGGCUGCAUAGAGGAAGUACUUACGAUUAUAGCAAUUCUUUCUGGAGAGACGAUAUUUGUGAAUAAUGUGGCAAAGAGAGAAGAAGCGGCAGCCGCAAGAGCUAAGUUUUCAUCUUCCUCGGGUGAUCUUAUUACACUCCUUAAUGUUUUCAGGGCGUAUAAUUCCGUUUCGAGUAAACACGCUUGGUGUUAUGAAAACUUUUUAAUCAGUAGAAAUUUAGAAUAUGCAUCUAAAGUGAGGAAACAGCUAGCCGAUAUUUGUCAAAAAUGCAAUAUGCAAUUGACAACAUGUGGUGAAGACGUCGAUAGAGUUAAAAAAUGUUUUAUAUCUGGUUUUUUCAUGAACCUUGCCGAGUUGCAGCGAGAUAGAAAAUAUGUUACUGUUGGUAAAAGACAGAUUGUCAGCAUUCAUCCCUCAUCUGUACUGUCGGGGACGUACCCACAACUCAUCCUUUUUACUGAAUUGGUUCAAACCAAUAAGUGCUACAUGCGGUAUGUAACUCCAGUUGAUCCGCAGUGGGUUGAAGAAAUUUCGCCCAAAGGUUAUAAAUGUGUAAAUAUUUCCGAAGUGGACUGAAAUUUGCCUGCAAUAAUAUAACGUUUUGUUUUUGAUAUCUUGUCAAUAAUUUUUACAUUCCCCUUUUGUAAAUAUUUGAAACUUUUCUGUACAAUA
This is a messenger RNA of Cimex lectularius (bed bug), 2259 nucleotides long. It is a transcript of the gene ath, whose product is annotated as putative ATP-dependent RNA helicase DHX33. The transcript is spliced from 13 exons. NCBI's taxonomy places the organism in Eukaryota, Metazoa, Arthropoda, Insecta, Hemiptera, Cimicidae. The record is from RefSeq and is a predicted model, not a curated record. Gene Ontology annotation, cellular component: intracellular anatomical structure; nucleolus. Bases 112 to 2163 code for a protein of 683 amino acids. Gene Ontology annotation, molecular function: ATP binding; RNA binding. Gene Ontology annotation, biological process: positive regulation of transcription by RNA polymerase I.